GUAAAGUUGCAAUAUGUCGAAUAGCUAUUUAUGUUAUUCUUAUAUCAUAGUAUGAGUGCAUCUUAGUCACUUCUUCUGUACAAUUGACUGGUUUAGAUAACAUUUGCUAGCGCGGAUGGGAUGUACGAAAAUGCGCCUUGUUUUUAUAUAAAAACAAGUUAUAAGCUGUGAAAUUAUUCUAUCUUGGGUUGUCUAUGCAUUUGCAGGAAACACGACAUCAAGCUGCUGUUAAACGGAAAAAGAAGGCUAUUGACAAGCACUUCAAAAAAAAAAAAAAAAGAAUCGGGACCUCCUGUUUGGUGACGCCGACAAAGAAAAGACAGAGACAGAACGUCUCAAAGAAGAUGUCAGUAUGCUGAGGGCUCAAAAUGCCAAGCUAUUGGAGCGCAUCAGCAUACUUGAAAAGGCUCUUUGCAGCAAAAUUUUCCAAACAGAAAAAAAACCUCGUGCUCUGCGAGUGCUGCAGCCGCACGCCAGCACAACUAAAAGAAGCUGCGCCUUUGCCACCACCGUGCGCUGCUACCGUGCAGCCACCACGCACCGCUGCCGUGCAGCCACCACGCACCGCCGCCGUGCAGCCACCAGACACUGCUGCCGUGCAGUCGCCACAUACCCCCGCCGUGCAGCGACCACGAACCACCACUGUGACCAGGGGCAGCCCUGAAGUUUUUCGUCAGCAACGAGUGGUCCCCGCAAGUGUGAGGGAGGACAAUGAACAGCUGCCAGGGCAAAUUGUCAAUUAUGUGCCCACUGACGGAGAGGUGCAGCUGGGCAGAGGAAUUGCCGUAUAUGAGGGCGUUUACAGCCGUCUCAUGAGCACAAAAAGUGAGACUCGGUUUGUGCGUGAGGCAGCUGUAGCCAUUUUUUCAACAGCAGGCCUAGUCGGGCGCUCCGUCACUGGCGCAGCCUCCAACCGUACUAAAGGGGAGGCAAAACCUCCCUUGGACAAAGAAAAGUACACUGUGCUUUCUGAUUUCUUCAAUCAUUUUUUGAAGAACACGGUGCCGAUUGGAGAGGUAAACCAAAAGAUGAAAGUCCUCAACAAGUCGCUCGCGAACAAAAUUAACGACCUCAUGAAGUCUAAAGAUUAGUUCAGCGGAGCAUAAAAUAAAAGGUUUUGUCUGAUUUCUGUGUUCACUUUUAUUGUCCGUCCUGCUCGCUCUAAUCCAGUGGCGAACCCACCAGUCGGCUAAGCACCAAUGCACUUAUGAGCUUCUACGAAAUAGACUGGUGCACCUAGAGACUGGUACA
Rhipicephalus sanguineus (brown dog tick) is the source of this 1251-nucleotide messenger RNA. RefSeq lists its product as uncharacterized. The transcript has 4 exons. NCBI's taxonomy places the organism in Eukaryota, Metazoa, Arthropoda, Arachnida, Ixodida, Ixodidae. Gene Ontology annotation, molecular function: DNA binding. Gene Ontology annotation, biological process: negative regulation of DNA-templated transcription. The record is from RefSeq and is a predicted model, not a curated record. Bases 369 to 1091 code for a protein of 240 amino acids.